AGCGACGGAUUUGAGCCGGAAAUGCAGAAGCAGAAGCAGUGUCCGCAGCCUAAGCAUUUGGCUCCGAUGCUCGAUCGAGCCCCUCCCCCGCCAUGAGAGACCCGAAGCAGAAGGCAGCAAGAGCUCACAAGCCGCGCCGCUUCAACAUGCUCGACAAGCUCAGGAAGCGCUACAGGUGGAGCUGGCUGCUCUGGGUCGCCCUCUCCGCCUACCUCUUCCUCCCGGCGCUCCCCUCCCUCCGCCGCUCCAGCUCCGGCUCCGAACCCCGCCCCGGCGUCCGGAUCUACGCCUACGACCUCCCGCCGCGCUUCAACCGGGCAUGGGUGGACGCCGACGCGCGGUGCGCGCGCCACCUCUUCGCCGCCGAGGUGGCCGUGCACGAGGCGCUGCUGCUGCGGCAGCGGCGGUCGGGCCUGCGCGCCGAGGAGGCCGACCUGUUCCUCGUGCCCGUCUACGUGUCCUGCAACUUCUCCACCCCCACGGGGCUCCCGUCGCUGGCGCACGCGCGCGGGAUGCUCGCCGAGGCCGUCGACCUCGUCCGCGCCGACAUGCCGUACUGGAACCGCUCCGACGGGGCCGACCACGUCUUCGUCGCGUCGCAUGACUUCGGCGCCUGCUUCCAUCCCAUGGAGGAUGUGGCCAUUGCGGCUGGUAUCCCGGAGUUCUUGAAGAGGUCGAUCCUGCUGCAAACAUUUGGUGUGCAGGGCAGGCACACGUGCCAGGAGGUGGAUCAUGUGGUGAUCCCGCCACACGUGCCGCCUGAGGUGGCCUGGGAGCUGCCGGAGCCGGAAAAGGCUCAUCGGGAUAUCUUUGCCUUCUUCCGAGGCAAGAUGGAGGUCCAUCCCAAGAACAGCAGUGGCCACUUCUACAGCAAGAAGGUGAGGACUGAACUAUUGCAGCUGUAUGGCCGCAACCGCAAGUUCUAUCUGAAGCGGAAACAGUACAACGGAUACCGGUCGGAGAUGGCACGCUCGCUGUUUUGCCUCUGCCCCCUUGGGUGGGCGCCAUGGAGCCCCCGGCUUGUGGAGUCGGUCCUCCUGGGCUGCAUUCAUGUUAUCAUCGCCGAUAACAUACGCCUGCCGUUUCCUGACGUCCUCCGGUGGCCAGACAUCUCACUACAGGUGGCUGAGAGGGACGUCGCCAGCCUCGAGGCAGUGCUCGACCACGUUGCGGCGACCAACCUGACGACGAUACAGAGGAACUUGUGGGACCCCGUGAAACGGAGGGCGCUGGUUUUCAACCGCCCCAUGGACGAGGGAGAUGCCACCUGGCAGGUUUUGAAGGAGCUUGAGGCGAAGCUCGACCGGUCCCGACAGCAAGGGAGUAAGAGGUGAUAUAACCGAGGUUCAGACGUUGAUACCAUCGCAAUGCAUGCAUUUUGAGCAUUCUGCAGUGCCAAAGUUCAGUGGAUAAGCCAGAAAUCCUCUUGUCAGAUGCUUCAGAUGCAGCGCAUCACCAUGAGCAUGCCAUUUUUGAGUUCAGACUGCAUCACCAUGAGCAAGCUAUUUUAGAGUUCAGAAGUCCUUUUGUCAGAUGCUAAUCAGCUAAUAUCUUAACUGGAAGCAGCAUAAGCUUUAUGCCGCAAAAGGGCAGCCUGGAUGGCAAAGCAGCCUAGUUCUGCACAGGAGAAAAUACACCAUUUUGUUCUAAGGAUCAUGAUGUGUAUUCAUGACAGUGACAAUAGAGUAACUAGAAGAGAAGUGUAUCAAAUAUCAAUCAACAGUGGAAUUAAUUGAAGUAGUUUUCUCACUAUGAUUGAGGAACCAAUGUAAUCAGAAUAGUCAAAUCUGAGUAUUGAAAACUUUGCCGAUGCCUAAAAUGACAAGUGAAAGAGGAUAGAUGUAACAAUUUGAAGGUCACCAAGUUAUCUCCACACACAUCCAUUCGCCCGGCAAAAUUGAAAUGCAAUUUUCUGCUCUCAAAAAGUUUUGGUAU
Messenger RNA from Lolium rigidum, 1935 nucleotides. Its product is annotated as probable glucuronosyltransferase Os03g0107900. The transcript has 3 exons. The coding region runs from base 93 to 1334 and encodes 413 amino acids. NCBI's taxonomy places the organism in Eukaryota, Viridiplantae, Streptophyta, Magnoliopsida, Poales, Poaceae. Gene Ontology annotation, molecular function: glycosyltransferase activity. The record is from RefSeq and is a predicted model, not a curated record.